CGCGGCGGACUGAUGCCAUGACCGCGGACGCCUCCCUCCACCUCCACCUCCUCCUCCAUCAUCUCCUCCUCCUCCUCCUCCUCCUCCUCCACUGCUGAGCAUGAUGCGCUGCCGGCUGAGCGCUGCUGGAAUGAAUCGACUGAAGGACGCUUUUACGGGACUCACCUGUGGAUUUACGCCGUCAGGAUGCCUUAUGUGACCAAACCUCUGAUUUUACUUCUGUGUCUGCUCGUUAGCGGGGAAUGUAGGAAGCACGGACACCGGGUGAAGAGAUGGACCGGGACUGUGGAGACCCAAAAGCACGGCAUCUCGUUGGCAAAGAAGCCUCCAGAUGUGACCAAGUCUCGCAAAAUGAAGACGGAGCAUCUGCUCAAAGUAGACGAUCAUGACUUCACCAUGAGGCCAGCGUUUGGAGGUCCUGCGAUCCCUGUAGGAGUGGACGUUCAGGUGGAGAGCUUGGACAGUAUUUCUGAGGUUGAUAUGGACUUCACCAUGACUCUGUACCUGCGGCACUACUGGAAGGACGAGCGCCUGUCGUUCAGCAGCAGCACCAACAAGAGCAUGACGUUCGACGGACGCCUGGUGAAGAAGAUCUGGGUCCCCGAUGUCUUCUUUGUGCACUCCAAGAGGUCGUUCAUCCACGACACCACCACGGACAACAUCAUGCUGCGCGUGUUUCCCGACGGACACGUCCUCUACAGUCUCAGAGUGACAGUGACGGCCGCCUGUAACAUGGACUUCAGCCGUUUCCCUCUGGACUCUCAGACCUGCUCGCUGGAGCUGGAGAGCUACGCCUACACUGAUGAGGACCUGAUGCUGUACUGGAAGAGUGGAGACGAGUCCCUCAGCACUGACGAUCGCAUCUCUUUAUCGCAGUUUCUCAUCCAGAAGUUCCACACGACGUCUCGCCUGGCGUUCUACAGCAGCACAGGCUGGUACAAUCGUCUCUACAUCAACUUCACGUUGCGACGCCACAUCUUCUUCUUCUUGCUGCAGACUUAUUUCCCCGCCACGCUUAUGGUGAUGCUUUCCUGGGUAUCGUUCUGGAUCGACCGACGAGCGGUGCCGGCCAGAGUCUCCUUGGGCAUCACCACCGUGCUGACCAUGUCCACCAUCAUAACCGGAGUGAACGCGUCCAUGCCUCGGGUGUCUUACAUCAAAGCCGUGGACAUUUACCUGUGGGUCAGCUUCGUCUUUGUCUUCUUGUCUGUGUUGGAGUACGCCGCUGUGAACUACCUGUCCACCGUGCAGGACCGGCGGGAGCGAAAGCUGAGAGAGCGGGCACGAUCGCAGUCCCUGCCCUGCACCUGUGGUAUGUCCCAAACGAGAACCAUGACCAUGUUGGAUGGUACGUACAGCGAGGCUGACACCAACAGCCUGGCUGGAUACACCCAGGAGCCGCUGCCCGAGGAGGAGCAGGAGGAGCUCCACGAGGUUCCUGAGAAACCUGAACACAUGGUGGUCCACUUGUCAGUGAGCAGUGAGUCCACCAACACCAAGAAGAAGAAGAGCAUUCGUGCCCUCAACAUCAUCCAGAACACACACGCUAUUGACAAAUACUCUCGGAUGUUUUUUCCUGGUUCGUACAUCUUCUUCAACCUGAUCUACUGGUCGGUCUACUGCUGAAGACAAACGGAGUCAGGACUGUGGCCAGAGAGAUUAAUACUCUGUCUGUUUUUAUGCUGCAUCAUUGCGGGACACUUCUGGACUUAUAAAGAGCGUGCUGUGUGUCUAGAGAUGAUAUAUCAUUGGGUUUAAGACCUUGGACAGAAAAGCUCUGCAAGGAUUCAGCUCUGAGACUUUCAGGAUUUAUAGUAGCUCUUUUUUUUUGUUUUGUUUUUUCCUCAUGCAGCACUUUGAAUGUUCCUUAGCGUACCUAAUUCAAACUCAACAGAAUUCACUUGAAAGGUUUAUUUCAACUACUGAGGCUCGUUAUCUCAGUGUUUUUUGGCUUCACCAACUGCUGCUGGAAAGCUUUUUUUUUCUUGAAAUGAACAACAGUUUGGAGGGAAACAAUGAUUUCUUGAUAUUGGAAUCAAAACACUGUUAACUAAGGAUAAGAUUUGCUUAGAGUGCAUUUUUCUGUGAGCUCCUAAGUUGGCCUGUCUUUAAAUUUAUUGUAGUAAAAGUACAGCUUAGUAUCACCAUCAGUCUAAGCCUAAUUAUCUACCAUGACUUAUAAAUAGUAAUAAAUUAAUUUGCUUAAUCUAAAGAUUAUAUCAUAGACCAUAUUUUAUGAGACCAAAUUUCAUGGUUUAAGCUGUGUUCAGACCAAAAGCCAAGAAGAUGCUUGUCUUGCAUUAUCAGCAUGAAUAUGACAACAGAUUCAUUCUUUGGUUAAGUACAACGCAACACCCACAAUUUUUGGCUUUCAAGAUGCUAUAAAAAUCCAAACCGUGUCAAAACCAGGCUGCAGCCGUUGGUGUUGAAAGAUGAAGCCGUUGUGGAAGUGCAAAAAAACUGCAGUACCUCAAGCGUCCACCUGAGGCUGGCUGCAAAAGCCAAAGAAUACUCAUUAGGUCCCAUUUUACGGCAGAAAUGGACAUGAGAGCUGAGAAAAAUCUGGCAUUAGAGCUCAUUGUUUUAGUGGUACACAUUGCACAGGAGGGGAUGAUUUAUUACAUAACUAAUUAUUUUUAAUUAUAUUAGAGCUAAGUGUUUUGCAUAAAUGUGUAUAAUUAGGGCCAUGGCUGAAUUGAUUGAUAAGUGGGUGAGUUGUAGUUUGCCAGGAGGCUGAAGGCCUCCCUGAGCUACAUCUCUUUGUCUGUUUCUAGAUGGAUCAGGUACAGCAGUCAGCACUUCCAAUAUGGGGACUGCCAUCGUUCAGCUUCAUAACGCCUCUUUAGAAACCAAGGGGUGGCGUCACUCAGGCAGUGUAGAUUUUUCAUAUUGUUUGUGGUCGUAUCUUGUUUCAUAAAAACAUCUGGAAUUUGACAAAGCUGGGUCCAUCUCCCUCCUCCUCCAUGAACUGUGUCUGGAUGAACUUUCCGGCUGUUUCCAGUUUGAUGACAUGUUAGCUAGGAUCAGUACCAGGUCUCAGUUUGAGGAUCUGUUAGCUAGGAUCAGUACCAGGUCUCAGUUUGAGGAUCUGUUAGCUAGGAUCAGUACCAGGUCCCAGUAUGAUGACCUGUUAGCUAGGAUCAGUACCAGGAUUUCCCUGAUGGACACCAACUACCAGAGUUCUGUUGUAGCUGUGAAGCGCCUGUCCAUCUCUCCAAACAACUACAUCAUAAAGUAAAGAUUCAUGCUCACACGCAGACUACUUUUAAGUGGAGUUUGGAACCUUAUCUGGUGUGUGGUGAACGUCAAAGCUAAAAUGCUUUAGUAACACAACCAAACAGGAGUUUAUCCCUCACCCUGGAAAAAUGUAACUCAACUAAUUUCAUAUUUUUGCCUCAUUUGCAUUACCUGUGCAAAUUGCUGUUUAUCUGCCUUUUUGCAGUGAUUAUAUCUAAAAGCGUCAUGCAACAAAUUUGUUCCGCUUUGGGUCUGAACACACUUCAAGUUGCACAGCCAAUUAGCAGCUCUGUAAUGCAUUGAGUUAAAUGCUACAGUCAGCUUGUUAACAGGCUGACUAUGUUAAGCACUUAGUGAUUAUCAUGAUUACAAUCUUAGUUUAACAUGCAAACAUUUACCAGCACAGUUAGGACUAAUGGGGACUAACUUUGUGUCUGGUCAUGAAGUGGGAAAAUAAAAUCUUUGCACUGAAUGAAAACUCUGAAUCACCAAAGUACAUUCAAUUACAAUUCUGUUCCAAAGUUUAAGGCAAUCUAAUCAGUGUUUGUAGAGACGGUAAAUUAACAUUUACUCAACUGAGACAUUUUGCAAAAGCAAAUAAAAAUGUCAACCUGCUGCUGGCACAAGACGAAGUUUGAGGACGAAAAAACACCAUUAACCAAAUUUUAUGAUAAUCUAUCCCCAGAUAUUUCAAUCAAAACCAAAAUCAUCGACCUCACGGUGGUGCUGAAGUCAGUGAACCUUUUGGACAAAAUAAAUGUCUGCAGAAAAUGUUAUGACAAUCCAUCAAGUCUGAACCAAAGUAACAUCCCUGAACCGUCCCCAGAGCCCCACCACAGUAUGGAUUCAGACUGUUUUCUUCUGAUGACUUUAAUGCAUCUGAGUACAUCAGGUAUGUUAUACGUCAUGGCCUGUCAGAGAGGAUGUCAUCGCUAAGUUCCUUCUCUCAGCAUGGAUAUUUGUAAGGCCGCUAUUGAGUGGAGCACAUAUCUUAGCGAAACCCCCCAAAUACAGUAAACUGUGAAGAAAAAUAGAUUUAUUGCACAUCUUUCCAUGUGGAAUAUUAAAGCUAAACAGUUUAAGGUUCAUAUUCUACAGUGAGGUUUCAUUCAACUAUAUUACAGUUGGUUGAAUGAGAUGAAAUUAUUGAAGCAACUCUCGUCAAAUGUGUCAAAAACGUGAUUUUAAGAGGACGUUUCUUAAGUCUCUGUGUGAACCUGUUGUUUGUUCUGCUGCUAUUCUUUAUUUCCUCAGAGGAUUUGAAGCUUCAGUGGACGUUUGCAAGCUUCAUGUACGUGGUAAUUUAUUCACUAAGCCUCUUUGCAUUACACUUUGCCCCACUUUCUUUUUUCAUAUUUACAUAUUUUUCCAUUUCAGCCACACAAAAAAACACAUAUCCUGCUCUCUCUCCAUUGCUCAAAAAUCAAACAUGCAUCCCAGAGGUAACCAGAACAGAAAAUAUAUAAACUGUGAGUACACAUAAUGUAAAGCUAUCAAUUCAAAGUUUAAAUGGUUCCAAAUCUAAAGAUAAAGAUCUCUCAAACAGCUCCUGCUUGCACUACAAUUUGCUCCGUUUGUAUUCAAACGUUAUGCUUGCACUUUCUCUCAGAUACAUUGGGUUUUUUUUGCACUGAAUUUCUGCACUACCAUUUUAUCCCUUCUCCUUCUGCAGCAAAACGGGCUGACGCUGGAGCAAAGGAAGUCAGUGUAAGCAGACAGUUUGCGCACAAGCAGAGAAAAUCAACUCUGAGGAGUGACUGUUUAAGUGACGGUGAGGGCAAGGAGGUGAAUGUGAGAUAGUGAGUGAUGCUUUCAAAUUGAGAGAGCACGCUGUAAGAGGAAAAUGACCCCACUCACUUAAAAGCACACAUUGUGAUGGCAUGUACAAAAAGCCUCAGCACAAAAAUGUCUUAAAAACUUAAACCUGAAUACCCCCUAUGACAGGAGCAAACAUACUGCUCAUGUGGUUCCAGAGUUGGAGCAGUAUGGGAUCAGUUGAUGAAGCUGCAGUAUUGAUGUCCCGCCCCUUCCUCUAACCAAAACACACUUUUGACUUACCGAUUAGGCAUCACAGAUCCAUCAGGUGGAUAUUCCACAGUAAACAGGAGCAGACACUCAUGCUAAGAGAGUUCAAUGACUCUUUGGUUAGUGCACGUUAUGUUUCCUCUCAUGGUUCCUCCUUUACUCUGACACAGUGCUGCAGGAGCCUUAUUGGUCAGCAGAGCUGUCAGUCAAUGUGUUAUACCCGCCCUAUUCUUAUGAAAAGGUAAACUUUGCAGACAUUGGACAUAAAUCAGCAUCAUAAGAACUAAGAUAAAUAUAAAGAAACCGUCAGAGAAAAUAUUUAUUUGAUUUUAUAGUUUGAGUCAUGUCCCAUUUGUUAACUUAGAGGAGGCGGGGCCUAUGACCUACACUGCAGCUGUCAGUAGGGGGAGCGCCAAAUGUUUUGACUUCAAUGUUGGAGAGCUGUCAUGCCGUCCUUCUUUUAUACAGUCUAUGGUUUCCACCAACAGACAUUUAAAGUUGUUUAAAUGUCUGUUCAUUUUUCUUUCUCCGGCUUUCUCUGACUAAACAAAACGGUGACCGAGCCGGUCGUCCUCUGAUGAAAGCCUGCGACAAUUUUGAGUAUUCGUUGGUGUUAUGAAAUGUUUGGUCGAGAGAGAGAGAGAGAGAGAGAGGGAGAGAGAUCCGUUUCUGUUCCAAGUUCAGUCAGGAUGUGUUCUUUAUUUGAAGUUUGAUUCACUGCCACACUGUGUAUUCAUGUAUUCCCUUUAGCGAAGCACUGCCAUUGAUCUUAAGAGCACAAAAAUAUGAAAAUAAGUUAAAUCAGCUUUAGAGGAUGAAAAGGAAACCAGCUCAUGUCAUCCUCUGGGUUCUUAAGAGUCAUGCUCUCUCAGUAUUUAUUUUCUGAUGUAGCGUGAAGAAAAGUUCAUUUUCCUAACACUCUGACUUCCCCCCUGCAGGGUAAAGGGUGGAGCCCAGAUGUGGUGCUCCACCUGUGUACACAUGUUUGUGUUUUGCACCUCAGGGCCAAUGCACUAAAGUGACAAAAAAAUGAUAUCCAUCUGCAGCACAUACAUUACAUCUUGAUUUUCUCAUAUGGAGGUACAAAUGUGAAACUAUUCCUGUAAAUUGUAAAGUACCGUUUAUUAUCUGGGGUAAUUUAUCUGUGUGUAAUAAGGAAAAACAAAAACAAAUAUCUGAAGCCAACUCACAUUUACAGUUCUUUUCUACGGAAGCCCUGAGCGGUCAUAAAUCCAAACGUUUUAUUUCGCUCUGUUUUUCUUGACGUAUUAACGUUGUUAUCUCGAGAUAACAACACAAGCUUCCCCCUGAUAACGACUUCAUUUAUUGACAUUUGGAGCAAGAGACUGAAUUUAACCAGUUAUCAUGGUAAAACCAGCGUGGUUAUCCCAAAAUAACGAGUCAAGAUCUCGAGAAAACGACAAGAAACUAUUAAAAUAGAAAAAUGUAGUAAAAUAAAAUGUAAUGUCCACCUGGUGUUUUUUUCCAGGCAGAAAAGCGCUGCACGUCCGUUCUAUCUCUAUGACAACCGUCUGUGGACAACGGCCGCUGUAUGACAUCACUUUUUUACUGUAUGUUUUACAGUAAAAAAGCCCCUUUCUGAAAAGUUGAAAGAGUUUCAACUCAAGUGCUCAGAACGGCCGCAUAAAGAAAGCAGAGGAGCGCUCGGAAAAAAGAUGCUGGGCGCUCCCCUUUUUCUCCCAGCAUCCGCCUGCUGCUGUGAACGCUCACUCCUCAUUGAAACCAAUUGAAAAAAAAACGCUGGCGUUCAGAAACAAACGCGUGGUGGACACGGGGCCUAAGGGUGAAUGUCCUCAGAGGGCUUCCUAGUUUUAGCCCCAAAGCUCUAAAAUAUAUCUAAUAUAUAAUAUAGAUGUUUUUCCUUUGAAUCAGAGACAUUUGAAGCAUACAGGAUGGCUGUGCUAAAGAAUGUAUUGUGACGAUGUAAAGUAUUUAUACGCUUUUUAAAAAAUCUAUUUAUUUUGUAUGUGUGUGUGUCGCCAUUUAUAGAUCAACUAAACAAUGAUUUAUACAAACACAACAGUUUGACAGGUUUUCAUUAUUUGAACACUGUUGGCCCGAAAAUGUGAUUGAUGAUUUGAUUAAUGAUGUUUGAUGUCCACACUCUUUGGAAGUAUGCAAAUUUAAAGUACUGGUUCCUUCUUUUUUUUUUGGAAGCUGUUUCCAUUAAACAUGAAGCGUGUUGUGGUGUGGAGAUUUGGUGGUAUCACUGUAAGCUAACAUGAGUAACGGCAAAGAAAGAAAAAUAAAGGCUCUUGGAUGAACAUGAUUGAGUACUUUAAUGUAACUAAGACUGUGAACCCAAGCUGUAAUAAUAAAACUCAAGUGUUCUUUACGAUCAGCUGUGGAAGACUUAUUCUUAAAAAGGCUCUCCAU
Molecule: messenger RNA, 7659 nt
Organism: Labrus mixtus (cuckoo wrasse)
Lineage: Eukaryota; Metazoa; Chordata; Actinopteri; Labriformes; Labridae
Gene: gabrr2a
Product: gamma-aminobutyric acid type A receptor subunit rho2a
Exons: 9
Coding region: 187-1626 (479 amino acids)
Biological process (GO): regulation of membrane potential; nervous system process; signal transduction
Cellular component (GO): membrane; neuron projection; GABA-A receptor complex
Molecular function (GO): extracellular ligand-gated monoatomic ion channel activity; neurotransmitter receptor activity; GABA-A receptor activity
Source: RefSeq, a predicted model, not a curated record